UUUGAAACAGACAUCAUAUCUAUUCAUAUAUUUUCUAUAUCAUGUGUUGAUCACUGGAAUAUUGAGCAUGCGCUGUAGCUAGAACAGUUAUGAAACMAUUUAUUGCACUGGAAGAACUGUACCCUGGAAAGAAAACCCUAGACAGUUUAAUUUACAUUUUGAGAGACCACCCGUGGGAUUUAACGACACUGUCAACGGCAAUUACAUAAGAGACAUCCUUGAGUACACAUUACAGUCCCUGUUUCAAAUAUGUCCAAGAACUCCAUCCACUGGUUCCGGAAAGGACUGCGUCUCCAUGACAACCCAGCUCUGCUGGAGGCGGUGCGGGAUUCAGACACGGUGCGCUGUGUCUACUUCCUGGACCCCUGGUUCGCUGGCUCCUCCAACCUGGGGGUCAACCGGUGGAGGUUCCUGCUGCAGUGUCUGGAAGAUCUAGACGCAAGCCUCCAGAAGCUCAACUCCCGUCUAUUUGUGAUCCGAGGCCAGCCGGCCAACAUCUUCCCCCGACUCUUUAAGGACUGGAACAUCUCUCAGCUGACGUUUGAGUGUGACUCUGAGCCAUUCGGUAAGGAGAGGGAUGCAGCCAUUAGGAAGCUGGCCACAGAGGCUGGAGUGGAGGUGGUCAGCAGGACCUCACACACACUCUACGACCUGGACAAGAUCAUGGAGCUGAACGGGGGUCACCCUCCUCUCACCUUCAAGCGUUUCCAGAUGUUGGUGGGCUCCAUGCUGCCCCCGGACUCCCCAGUAGAGGCUCUGUCCCAGGCCAGCAUGGGUCGAUGUGUCACCCCCGUCUCAGACAACCACACGGACAAGUAUGGAGUGCCCCUACUGGAGGAGCUGGGCUUUGACACUGAGGGCUUGGCUCCAGCUGUGUGGCCUGGAGGAGAGAGUGAAGCUCUCACCAGGGUAGAAAAACAACUUAGACCUGACCUCUCCACAAAAUGGCAGGUGAAUUUUGAGCGUCCCAGGAAGACCGCCAGCCCCCUGCUCCCCAGUCCUCUGGGUCUCAGCCCCUACCUCCGCUUUGGAUGUCUGUCCUGUCGACUCUUCUACAGCAAACUGGCAGAGCUCUACAAGGAGGUGAAGACGAACAACAGUCCUCCCAUCUCCCUCUACGACAAGCUGCUGUGGCGUGAGUUCUUCUAUACAGCUGCCACUAACAACCCUCGUUUCGACAAGAUGGAGGGCAACCCCAUCUGUAUCCGCAUCCCCUGGGACCGCAACGCAGAGGCGCUGGCCAAGUGGGCCGAGGCCAAGACGGGCUUCCCCUGGAUCGACGCCAUUAUGACCCAGCUGAGGCAGGAAGGAUGGAUCCACCACCUGGCCAGACACUCUGUGGCUUGCUUCCUCACCAGAGGAGACCUGUGGAUCAGCUGGGAGGAGGGGAUGAAGGUGUUUGAGGAGCUGCUCCUGGAUGCAGACUGGAGUGUGAAUGCAGGCAGCUGGCUGUGUCACUCCUGCAGUUCCUUCUUCCAGCAGUUCUUCCACUGCUACUGUCCUGUGGGCUUCGGACGAAAAAUAGAUCCAGAAGGAGACUUCAUCAGGCGAUACUUACCUGUCCUGAAAGACAUGCCAGACAAGUACAUCUACGACCCUUGGAACGCCCCCAUAGAGGUGCAGUCGGCGGCCAGGUGUGUGGUCGGCGUGGACUACCCCAAACCUAUGGUGAACCAUGCAGAGGCCAGCCGAUUCAACAUAGAGAGGAUGAGACAAAUCUACCAGCAGCUGUCCAGAUACACAGGAAUCUGCUUACUAGCUGCUGUGCCAAACAGUCCUAUUGAGGGUCUGAAUGUGAAUGCGGUCAAGCCGCUGACCUCGCCCUCUACUGGUAGAAAACACAGCGGGACCAACAGCCAUCAUGGCCGUGGUAGAGAAAACAGAAGUGUAAUAAUGAACGGCUGUGGAAUGGCGCACACAGAACAGGCCCAAUCGUCCAAUCAGGAACUCUGUCGGACAGGAUGUGCCCAUGACUUUGCUGUGCCUCAGUAUCCAGGUUAUCUGGUCCGGGGCGGGGCCGGGUGCAGGUCUAGGAAGAGUAGACGGGAGUUGGAACCGGAAGUGGCCGGAGACAACGACUCUCUGUCUUACGCCUUCAAGGUGCAGCGACACAAUAAACAGAAGACUACGUGUCAGCAGGAUGAGAGGAUGGCUGUGUCUUCAUAAGCUGCUGCCGUCAUAGAUGGAUAUUAUUAUACAUACUGUACAUAGAUGUUUAAAUAUUUUACAUUUUUGUAUCAAGGAAAAGCCUCUGUUCCUGUAUGAGAUGUGACAUGAAAGUCCCUGAGUCUUACUUUUCAGAUUUGUGAUCUCAAAUGUAUUAUUUCAAUUUGAAAAAAAAUUGAAAUCAGUUUGGAUUUAUUGUAAUCUAAUUUUGGGAGCCCAAGGUUAGGACUAAAUUCCUCACCUAGGUUGAACAUGACUGAUGAUGUAAAUAUGUCAGUAAGACUGUUAGACUGUAGCUUUACUUCUGUACUGUAUGUGUGAAACAGCCUGAUAGCCUGAAGACAAAUUCCAUCUGGACUUAUUCUGACAGAGCAGACAGACGAAUAAUAUAACCAUUUCACAGGAGACAUGAUAUUUAGAUCCGGAUCACCCAUUACCUCUAGUGUUUACCUUUGACCUCUCACCCUGAGGAUCACAGCAAGCGAAUUGGUCAGAUCAAACCAGCUGCUCUCUGUAGCGAAAGUGUGUGUAAUAGCAUAUGGCUGUUCAUGUGUUAUUUUCCCAACAUGUUUCUAGUUUCUGCUAAAAUGGAGGGUGAAGAAUGAAUGCUAUUCUGGGUAUAGAAUAUGAAGUGUCAAAACGAGGUCAGUGUUACUUCUGUUGGUAGACCAGUGUCCUAUACUAGACAGUAUUAGACACACAGCAGUAAUGUUCCAUCUAUCCAGCAGUCUGUUGGAGACACCGCCGUUGGAAAACGUUCUUAGAUUCACCAGAUUCUGAAAGAUGUAUUACCAUUACAUUCCUUUAUACUGUUUUCCAUAGUGUAAUGUCAACUCCCUCAAAUGUAAUAUCAGUGACCAGCAGGCAGGACGUCAAUAUUCAGUUUGAAAAUGCUAGUGUAUGUUGACUGGUAUCAUGCAGGUUAUAUGUUUCCAUAAAUAACAGUAUGUUGCUUUUGUACAUUUUUGUUUUCCCUCUGGCACUGUGUAUGGCUGCUUUUGUUUUUACAGAAUUACCAAAAAAUUGCCUUGAUAUACAUGUUCAAAUAAUGUAUAUACAGUAUACCUCUCUCUGCUCGUCUAUGUAGACUAUUCUAUUUCAACUGAAAUUAAAUGGUUGAAACAACUCUCUGUACACUUAA
Salvelinus sp. IW2-2015 is the source of this 3307-nucleotide messenger RNA. NCBI's taxonomy places the organism in Eukaryota, Metazoa, Chordata, Actinopteri, Salmoniformes, Salmonidae. The record is from RefSeq and is a predicted model, not a curated record.